AUGUCAACAGUUCACGACGUAGCAAAAGCUGGAUUUGGCACUGGAACGAAUGAACUAUACGACAGAGCACGACCCAGCUAUCCGCCUGAGGCUCUGGAGUUUAUGAGAUCCAAUCUAUCACAGUCAAAGACUCCACUGAGUGUCGUGGAGAUUGGCUCCGGAACGGGCAUCUUCACCAGAGCCCUUUUAGCCCAUCCUGCCUGGAAAGUUCUCGUCCAAACGCUGCGCGCCGUCGAGCCAUCAGAGGGGAUGCGCUCAGUAUUUCUACAGAAGACUCAGGAUCCGCGGGUCUCUUGUGACGAGGGCACAUUCACUCAGACAAACGAAAGUGACGAGUCGGCAGACGUCCUCUUUAUUGCACAAGCAUUUCACUGGGCGCAUCCAAACUAUGAUGAGGCAAUGAAGGAAAUUGCAAGAGUCCUCAAGCCGGAUGGAGUGGCAUUCUUCAUCUGGAACAUGGAAGAUAGGCAAACAGGCUGGGUGGCAAAAGUUCGCGAUCUCUACGAAGCAUACGAAGAGGAUACUCCACAAUUUCGCUUGAACAAAUGGGAGGCGACAUUUCAAACACCUAGUUAUCUUUCCCACUUUGAUGCACCAGUGCGCUUCGAAACCGAGUGGCAUGUGCCCACCACCAUUACAGGUGUACAAGAACGUGUGUUAAGCAAGAGCUACAUCACACAGAUACCUCCAGAAGCAAAGUCCAAGUUGGCUGAGGAAAUUGAGGCCACUCUGCGGGAGAGUGAAAAGGCGUGGAUUCAGGAAGAGGCAGGGAUAUUCGAGUACCCAUACAAGACCACCGUUAUAGCUAUGAAGAAGUCGAAUUAG
This is a messenger RNA of Serendipita indica DSM 11827, 825 nucleotides long. The record is from the annotation of a GenBank genome assembly. NCBI's taxonomy places the organism in Eukaryota, Fungi, Basidiomycota, Agaricomycetes, Sebacinales, Serendipitaceae.